AUGGCUGAGAAGAGCUCAUGGUGGAGGUCCCUCACCGUGAGGAAGAAGGCGAACGCGACUUCCAGAGACUCGGAGGCGGUCCACCACCAGGAGUGCGGCCAGGAGGCGCCUCCCGCCGGGCCGGAGAAACCUGCGGCCCCCUCCGGCCCGAAACCCCCCGCAGACUCCAAGGAGAACAAGAUGAGCAAGUACCUGAGGGAUGAGUACGAAGACUCGUACAUGGAACCCGUGUUCAACGAGAAAACCUGCCGCCGUAACCUGAGAAUUUCCCGAUCGGGCCGUUUUAAGGAGAAAAGGCGCAUCAGAGCCACGCUGCCCGAGAACAACAACUUCUACGAGGGAAACCACGUGGCGAAUAAGGAGGGAUUCCGCUGA
Messenger RNA from Scleropages formosus (Asian bonytongue), 375 nucleotides. Its product is annotated as proline-rich protein 15. The transcript has a single exon. NCBI's taxonomy places the organism in Eukaryota, Metazoa, Chordata, Actinopteri, Osteoglossiformes, Osteoglossidae. Bases 1 to 375 code for a protein of 124 amino acids. The record is from RefSeq and is a predicted model, not a curated record.